AUGCCAGAUGUCCUCAAGAGGGACCCCGCCCUCUCCCACGUGGUCUCCAUCUCCCAGUGUCCCUCCAGCCCCCACACAGCCCAGCCUGAGGUCCUCCGUCUCGGGGGCACCAGCACCCAUACCAACCCAGCAUCUGCCACGAAGACCAAUCCCCUCCUACAGCUGCAGGUCCUGGAGGCACCAGAUGGGCCGCGCAGCCAGGAGUGGACCUCCCCUGGGCGGUGGCAGGCGGGCUGCACGCUGAGGUUCGAGACCCAGAGAGAGGACGUGGGCUCUGGCCUCGAGGCCCUGACUGGAAGCCCGAUCUCGGUGGACGACUGUCCUCCGGGCUUGGGAAGCGCCCCGCCCACCCCACCUUCCUCAGUCCUGAUGAGGCCCCUCCCUCGGGUCAUCCGCAAGAGUGGGGGAGUGGGCCACCAAGGGACAGGCGAGGAGCUGACCAGCCCACAAGGUGCUGCCUCAGAGGAGCGGUCAGGCCUCAGGGUCACCCUCUGCCCGGGGGCUGGUCUGGGGCUCCAGGCAAGGUUCAGGGUGGAGGUGAGAACCCGCCGCGAAGAGGCGUCGUGGAGUCAGGACAGAGAGCACGUGGCUGGGGUGAGCCGCGGUGCCGACCCUUCCUGGGGGAAGGACGAUUCUAAGAGGUCCUCACGGCUGCGCCCCUCCCCACAGGCUAAGCUGGGACCCUCCUGGGAUGCUGAGGAGAUCUGGGACCCUCCCACCCACAGACACAACAACCUGCUUGCCCAGGGCCAGGAGAGCCAGGAGGAGCACGGGGUCCCUGACACGUCCCCGUAUCUGCUGGUUACACGGCCGGCCCUCCCCUUGUCCAGGCAGCUCUACAAUCUAGGAGAUUUCUCAUCGCAGGUGAACAGCCCAGAGGACCAGCUGGGCCUCAGAUUCCACCCCACAGAGCCAGGCCAGCAUCAGAGACGGCACUGCCAGGGUCGCAAAACCACCGAGGAGCUACCUCUGGCCGGCCUGUGCGCCCAGGUGGACCUGUGUCCCGGCUGCUUCCGCUGCACCCAGCGGCUUGAUGAAAAGACCUACCUCCUGAGCAGGGUGGAGCACAGCUGCCAAGAGAUCCCGCUGGCCCGCCUGAAGCCAGCCGCCAGGAGCAGGGUGCGGUGUGAGGCAGACCGCCCGCCCACGAUCCCGCGGCUCACGCGGCCAGGUCUGCCGCUCCUACAGCCGGGGCUCGGCUGCCGGCGCCACCCCAACCAGCGCCCCUUUGCCAGGAGCCCCGAGGGGGCGCUGGUCUGGACCUUUGAGCGUGAGCACUGCGGCAGCCGUCUGGGGCUGAAGACCCGGGUGCGGGGCAGCGGGGCCCGGGGUGAGCUGCGCAUGGCCGAGGCCAUCCGCGCCGUGGGGGGCCGCUUCCUGCAGCUUUGCUCUCUCUGCUUCCAGCGCUGCCCGCCACGCCUCAGCCCCCUGGGCUCCCGGGGCUGCUGCCCCAGGCACGGAGCCUGCCCCUCUCUCCUUUCCCACCCGCUGGCCUUCUGCAAGUUGGUGGGGCGCGGGUGGCUGUGCGGGCAGGGCGACCACAGCGCCAUGGAGGUGGCCGUGUGGGAGGCUGAGGAGCUGAGUCUCCAUCACAGGGAGAUGCUCACGCCCGCCCUCACUGGGGAUGGGCACACACACCCCCACGGCCAGCCCCCCGGCGUCCAGCUGUACUGCCCCGCCUGCCAGGCCACCUGCGGCUCCCGGAAGGCCUUCAAGAACCACUGUUCCCCCCUGGAGCAUACACAGAUGCUGGCCUUAGACAUGGCUGUGCCCUGGAAGCACCGCAGCCUGCCUGCCGGGCUUUCCAUGCUGGAGCUCUGCCCGAGGCCCAACCUCUGUGAGUUCGGGGACAUGUGCACCAAGGUGCAUUCAGAGCAGGAGCUGCAAGAGUGGACCCAGCGCGCCGGGACCGUGGCGCUGAGGGAGCACACAGCCUGGCGGGAGGGGCUGCUGCCUUACCAGGCCCGGCCGCUGGCCGAAUACCAGCAGAGCCGCAGUGAGGUCCUGCUGGCCGCUGAAGGCGUAUCUAUGCACUUCAGCCAGCCCCUGGCGCAUCAGGUCCAGGAGAAGCAAACUCAGCACGCCUGGACCUUCACUGUCCACUCCGAGGCACCCCUGCUACACGUGGCCCUGCUCAAGCAGGCGCCGGGAGCAGACUUCUCACUGGCGGCCCCCAGCCUCUCUCCGGGCCGGGUCUUCAUGCUGGGGAAGCGCUUCUGCACGUCUGGCUCCCCAGCCCAGUUCCGGGUUGGGGUGCGUGUGCAGAGCUCUUGCUUCGGCACCAUCCAGCAAUGGGUGGUCUUCCACUUCUGCCCCUGGCCAGUGCUGCUGAGGAAGCUGGAGCUGCAGCUGGGCCAGGCGCACUCCUGGGGGCUCUGGGGGACGCCAGUGCCUGGGCUUCCGGAGGAGCUGGCCUGGCAUGCUGGCAACUGCCACGUGGGGCCUGGCGUGGAGAGGACGGCCAAGUACAAGGUGCCUGCUCUGGGCCUGGAGCUCUGUCCCGGCGGCCCCGCCGGGCCCAUCUCCGCCGCCAGCUACCGGCAGAGGCUGCACCAGCGUCUCCACGAGGAGGAGGCGGCUCUGCAGCAACUGGUGGCCGAGUGGGCCACGGCUCUGGUCAGCUGACCCGUGACCUCCCCACCAGGCUGAACCUUCGGGCCGGUAUCCCUGAAGACGGCGCUGGAGACGCCAGCCCUGGGCAUCCUCUUCCCGCCACCAGGAGCGCUGUACGCGCAGGUGCCCAUCCCCUCCCUGGUGCCAGACACGGACAAGGGCUUUCUGCUGGGCUGAGCGGUCAGCACAGCCCUCGUGGCCCCUGUGCCUGCGCCUGACCUCAGGGUGCUUGAGGCCCCCGUGGAGAACCGGGCCAGCUCGGAGCAGGCGCCGUGGCUGCUGCCGCCCACCCACUACUGCGCAUCCCUGGGGCUGCAGCCCGAGACCAGGCGGAUCUUAGAAGUCCAGUUCCAGAUGGACCCGCUGGCCUUCCUCCACUGGCACCAGGCCAUGGACGCACUGCCCGAGGAGCAGCUGGUGCUGCCCAACCCGCUGGCCUGUGCCCUGCCCUCGCCCGUUCUACCCGCCCUGCCAGGCAACAGCAGGCAGAAGCUGCCAGUGGCGGUCACCAUGGGGACCAGCCCAGGGGGCACGCAGCCCAUCGCCCCGCUGCCGAUUUGCGGCCCCUUUGGCACGGGCAAGACCUAUGCACUGGCCAUGGCCUCCCUGGAGGUCGCCCGCCAGCCCCACACCAAGGUGCUCAUCUGUACGCACACCGACAGGGCAGCAGACAUCUAUAUCGCCUAGCAUUUCCACAGCCACGCCAGCAGCGGUCACCCCAAGGCCACUCCACUCUGGGUAAUGGACACGGGCUGCCCACUGAGCCAGACAGACGCGGCCACGCUGCGCUACUGUUGCCUGACCAAGGACUGCCGGGCCUUCCGCGUGCCGAUGUGGGCCGAGCUGGAGCGACACUGCAUCGUGGUCGCCACCGCGUCCCAGGCCCGCAAGCUCAGGGUGCCCGCCAGCUUCUUCUCCCACAUCCUCAUCGACGAGGCCACCCAGACGCUGGAGUGAGAGACGCUCACCCCGCUACGCUGCACCACGCCCGGCAUCUGCCUGGUCCUGGCGGGGGACCGCAUGCAGGUUGCGCCCAGGCUCCCGCGCCACGGGGGCCCCGCGGCAGGACCCACGCUGUUGCACCGCCUGGUCCAGCACUACCAGGAGGGGACGCACACGGCUGCCGAGAGGAGCCACGUCACUGUGCCCGGGAACCACCGCUGCACCGAGGCCAUCGUCAGCUUUGUCUCCCGCCACUUCUACGUGGCCGGGGGCAGCCCCAUCCACGCCAGUGGCAAGAUCCUGCACCACCCCCAGCGCUAACCUCUCACUUUCUGCCACGUGGCGGGCAGUCCGGAGCACGACAUGUCUACGACAACUUGGCUGGACACGGCCGAGGUCGUUCAGGUCGUUGAGAAGGUACAGGAGGUCUAUGACACCUGGCUCCACUGCUGGGGCCCCCAGGAGCAGAGGGCCAUCUGCGCGGUGUCCCACGGUGCUCAGGUGAGCAUGCUGAGGCAGGAGCUGAGGAAGAGGGACCUGGGCCAGGUCUCUGUGUGCAGCUUGGAGAUCCUGCCAGGGCACCCACCCUUGUGAGUGGUGGUGCUGACCAUGGUACACACCCACCGGAGCCUGCUGAACCCGGGGGCACCUGCCCUGGAGUUCUUCACGGACGCUCGCAUGCUCAGCACCGUCAUGAGCAUGCCGGCCCGGGGGGUCCAGGACCGGCAUGAGACCUGGUGUCCCUGGGAAGGGGCUGGCGCCCUGGGAGGGGAUCCAGAUGACAAGACCCCUGCGGGGGUGCAGGGCUGUGAUGGAGGUGCCCCAGGCGGCUGUCAUGUGCUCCACCCAGAUUUCUGCAGCCCCCUCACACCCUCAGGCCUGCUCCCAGGACUGAGGAACUUCACCUGCUCCUCAGGGUGCAUUUUUGUCCUGCCUUCUGUGGAAACCUCUGCCCCCGACCCCAGCCCUUCCCGAGGCAGCUCGGACCUUGGAAACCGCUCUCAGUGCAAUUCAACUUCCCCAUGGCCUCUGUGCAGUGGCGACAGCCCGCCUGCGGCCGUGUGUACCAGGCAGCGAACGCGUCCAGCUGAGAGAGAGGCCCGCGAGGCACAAAGGCGCGGGCACGAUGGGGCGGGGCGGACGCGGACCUGUGCCCCGGCCUCCAUGGCCACACCGGGAGGGCGCUUCGGAGCCUCCCACAGCCGGGUACCUGCGGUGGCACCGCCUUACCCGGACAUCCAGGAGGAAGCCCCUCAGCCACGCGAUGCCACAGAUAGCAUGACAGUGCGGCUGGACCCUCUGGGUGGCAUACAGCAGCACAUAGGCGGCUGGAGAGGCCUGGGAGGGGAGCCACAGGCUGAGACCGUACCAGCCCUGCAGAGGACACUGGCCAUAGCUGGGGGGCCUGCUGUCCUAGUGACCAUCACGGUGUGCGUGGUGGUGGACGGAAAGCUGGAAGUGAGCGAGCUGCUGGCCGAGCUGCGGGGCACGUGA
Messenger RNA from Eubalaena glacialis (North Atlantic right whale), 5049 nucleotides. It is a transcript of the gene HELZ2, whose product is annotated as helicase with zinc finger 2. Gene Ontology annotation, molecular function: helicase activity. Gene Ontology annotation, biological process: regulatory ncRNA-mediated post-transcriptional gene silencing. The record is from RefSeq and is a predicted model, not a curated record. Gene Ontology annotation, cellular component: cytosol; P granule. NCBI's taxonomy places the organism in Eukaryota, Metazoa, Chordata, Mammalia, Artiodactyla, Balaenidae.